GGAUAGAAAAGCAAAAUGGAACAGCACUUGAAGAAAAUCAAACGCAUCUUCAACGGACAGGAGUAUCCGCAAACAAUUUGUAUUUCUUAUUCCUUAAACAUGUUAACAUAUUUAGGACAGUGGAACCACAAAGAUUCAACGCGAGCAUUCAAAAUAUAUUUCUAUUUCAUUUCAUUGUUGUUUCUGUUCCAUUUUUAUGCCUUAGUAAGAGAUCUCUUUGAAACUUAUAAUGAUUUGAUUUUAUUUGGAGACAAUAUGUGCGUGACGGCCGGAGUCGCUUUGGUGCUUUAUAAAAAAGUGUAUCAUAAUUACUACAGGGAAAAUUUCGAAGAGAUAUUUGGAAAGCUACAAAGUUUAAGUAAAGAAAAUGAUAAAAGGAUUACUCCUAUCCGUAAUUUGUUAAGGACAUACUUUAUACAGGAGUAUAUUUUGACUAUCAGUACGAUUUUUCUUGGAUUGUCACUAAUAGUUGCUAUUUGUGGUCAUUCUUUUUUCGAUUUAACUUUACCUAUUCGAGCAAAGUAUCCAACAGAAGUUGAUUCCGUAGAGAAGCUUGUAUUCUUCUCCUUAUUUCAAGCAAGUGUCAGCUUUUUCCUUAUCGAGGGAAUUGUUUUCAUCGACGGGAUAGGAGGUCAAGUGAUGAGCCAAAUGUCACUGCAGUUUCAUAUACUGUCCCUGGAGUUCAGAACAAUCGGACACACGUUGAAUAAUGAUUCAACUUGUGGUUCUGGAGAUCCAAACCACAUUUCGAUGGUCAGACAAGACCUACAUGAGCUAAUUCAACGUCAUCAACAAUUAAUAGAAUUCGGUAUGAACGUGAACUCGCUCUACCAGCCAAUGCUUAUGGCACAAUUAGGUUGCAGUGUAUCUAUGAUUUGUUUGACAGCUUUCGAAGCCACUUUAACUAUGCAUGACUUGUUUCUUUUCAUGAGAUUCGCAGUGUAUACUCUUUCUGUUUUGAUUCAAAUCUUAUAUUGGUGCUAUUAUGGAAACAGAGUAUCGUACAUGUCAACUAUGAUCAACGAUGCAAUUAUCGAAUGUAAUUGGCUCGGAAGUGACACAAGCUUCAAAAAGGAUUUCAUGUUAACGAUGAUGCGAGCGCAGAAGCCAUUCAAGUUCAAGGUAUACGGAUAUUUCCCCAUAUCAUAUGAUACAUUCAUAGCGGUUUUAAGUCGGUCGUAUUCCUUUUUUACUUUGUUUAGAACGGUUAGCAAAUAAGAGAAGAUAUUGUCAUUCUAUACUAUUAUAUAAUAGUGGUAGACAUAUUUAAGAUUUGCCCUUUAUAAACUUACUCACAAAUUUACAUGAUUACUGAAUAAAGCAAGUACAACAAUUUGUGGCACUAAAAUACUAACUUAAAUCAUUUCCCAUGUAAUGAGUAUUAUAGUAAUGAUGGCUACAAUAUACAUAAAGAAUGUUUCUGAAAGGUUAUGUGACAGCUUUGAAACAUGAGGCAAGAAGCUCUCAUUCAAAAACUGUAGAAGUGAUCAGGAAUCAUUAGACAUCCAAGGCACGUUACACGCUAUUGGAAGAUUUAUGCCAUCAACAUAUUUCAACCACUCGAUAGGAUAAGAAAAGUGAAAAAGAAAUAGAAGUAAAUAGGGGUGAGAAAGCAUCACCCAGCUCUUCUUCAUUGGAAUACCGUUUUGACUCAUAUUCUGGAUACUUAAGAAUAACAGUGAUUUCAAAUUGCAUGCAUUGCAUGUAUC
Aedes aegypti (yellow fever mosquito) is the source of this 1709-nucleotide messenger RNA. RefSeq names its product odorant receptor 13a (gene Or33). NCBI's taxonomy places the organism in Eukaryota, Metazoa, Arthropoda, Insecta, Diptera, Culicidae. Gene Ontology annotation, molecular function: odorant binding; olfactory receptor activity. Gene Ontology annotation, cellular component: plasma membrane. The transcript is spliced from 6 exons. Bases 16 to 1218 code for a protein of 400 amino acids. Gene Ontology annotation, biological process: detection of chemical stimulus involved in sensory perception of smell; sensory perception of smell. The record is from RefSeq and is a predicted model, not a curated record.